Messenger RNA from Cynara cardunculus var. scolymus (artichoke), 1340 nucleotides. Its product is annotated as elicitor-responsive protein 1-like. NCBI's taxonomy places the organism in Eukaryota, Viridiplantae, Streptophyta, Magnoliopsida, Asterales, Asteraceae. The transcript has 7 exons. The record is from RefSeq and is a predicted model, not a curated record. The coding region runs from base 145 to 897 and encodes 250 amino acids.
CAAAUAGAAAUUUUCAACUACUUGUAUUAUUAUUAUUUAUUUUAUCAUCGUUUGGAAAAAACGCGUUUGAAUUAUUGAAGUCAAAUACUUUGCAGAUAUAUAAAAUCAACCAUUGGUUUGCAUAAUCAAUCCAUCAUCCUCAAAAUGACGACUCAUGGUAUUCAUGGCAAUCUUCUUGAAGUCACUGUUGUUAGCUGUAACAAACUGAAAGAUACGGAAUGGAUUUCUAGGCAAGAUCCUUACGUUUGUGUUGAAUACGGUAGCAACAGAUCUCGCACACGUACCUGUACAGAUGGAGGCAAGAACCCUACGUUCCAAGAGAAAUUCGUAUAUACACUAAUUGAAGGACUAAGAGAGUUGAAUGUUAAUGUUUGGAACAGCAAUACACUCAAACAUGAUAACUUUAUUGGCAGCGGAAAGGUUCAAUUGGCAAAGGCUAUUUCGCAGGGAUUUGACGAUAGCACUUGGCCAUUGCAGAGCAAAUCUGGCAGGCAUUCUGGAGAGGUCCGUAUGAUCAUACAUUAUUCCAGUGCCCAUAAACCAGCAAACAAUCAUGCUCAAUCAGCUCAACCUUUUGGUACACCCCAGGCAUCAUUGUACUCGGCGCCACCACCAUCAGUAUCGUAUCCUCCACCAGCUUCUGCUGCUCCAUAUCCACCAGCCGGAGGUUAUCCUGCACCAUCUCCCUACCCCUCCUACCCACCUAAUUCAGCUGCUUAUCCACCAUCUCCAUACCCAAAUUCAGGUGCUUAUCCAUCAUCAUCGUCUCCAUACCCACCUCAGGCAUCUCCUUAUCCACAGCCAUAUCCACCCAAUUCAGCUUAUCCUCCUCAACCAUAUGGAUCUCAUUACCCCCCUGGUACUCCAUACCCACCAGCAUAUCCUCCACGGUAUUGAGGUAGAUUUCCUACCCCCAUCGAACAAAAGAUGCAAUGAAACAAUGUGUAUAACCUGUGCUUCUUGUGGUCGAAACUGUAAAUUUUGUUAUAGUGGUUUGAUCAUGGUAGGUCCUUGAGAUUUGCUAGUUGUGGCACCGAAUCCCCCUAUUCCUUUUCGUAUUAUUUGUAGAAUUUGAGGAUCCUAUUACGUUAUGAUGCCGUUUUCUAACUCAGAGGGAGGGGGUGACUUUGUUGAUAUCGUCCGUGGAUUGAACAAAGUAGUGGUCCCUAUGUAAUUAAUCUUCAGCAGGCAGUGUUUAUGCAUUCAUAUUUGCUGUGAAAAUGCUACCGCAGAUGUCCUCUUUUUCAUCGAUGUACUGUAAUAAAUGAAUAUGUUAUAUUCUUUCAUUGGUUGUUUAAAUAAAAUUUUGCUUGUAAAACAAAUUUAAACCAUUCGAUUAA